This is a messenger RNA of Danio aesculapii, 4784 nucleotides long. RefSeq names its product consortin, connexin sorting protein b (gene cnstb). Gene Ontology annotation, molecular function: connexin binding. The record is from RefSeq and is a predicted model, not a curated record. NCBI's taxonomy places the organism in Eukaryota, Metazoa, Chordata, Actinopteri, Cypriniformes, Danionidae. Gene Ontology annotation, cellular component: plasma membrane; trans-Golgi network; transport vesicle. The transcript is spliced from 10 exons. Bases 182 to 1387 code for a protein of 401 amino acids. Gene Ontology annotation, biological process: positive regulation of Golgi to plasma membrane protein transport.
AACUGCACAGAUGCGGAGACAGACAGACAGGGUGUCGAAACUGAUUUCAGAUCGGUCUGUAUUUCACUGAGAGUGGUCGGGGGUCGUUGGAUGAACAGCUCUGAGAACAGAUAUAUGACCGCGGCGCGUGCACGCGCGUACAGAUGCGGACUCCUGUAACAUUCGUACAGAAACUAAACUUAUGGGGGAGUCCGAAAGCAGGAAAUCGGUGAGAUGGAAAGAGACGAGUGGAAUCAACAAUGCCUCAGAGGACAUGAUCACGUCUUACCUGACAGUCUCUGAUGAGAAUCAGAACAAACUGCCAGAAACAGAAGUUAUGAUUGCGGAGGAUGAUACACAUGAGCUUGAGAACAGAAACCCAGAAGAGAGAUGUCCAGCAAAUACUAAGAGCCAGAGCUGCUCUGGAGAUCAUGGCGGUCUCCCUGGGAUUUUGGCACCUGGACCAAGUCCUUCUCUUCUGGCUUCACUGCAUGCUCUGGUUGAACACAAUGAUCACAUGCUCCUCCCACAUUCCUUACACCAGAUAGCGGAGGGCUACUUCCUUGAAGAGGACUAUAAGUGGGCAGUGGAGUUUCUUCAUCUGGAAAAACUCUAUCAUGAAAGACUGCUCUCUAAUCUGGCCUCCGUACAAGAGAAAUGGGAGGCUCAGAGGAAAAUGAGUGAUGAAACUGAAAGUAACUCUCCCUCAGUCACUAAUGGAGCUGAGAAAGAGAGAGAGCGAAUGGAAGUGUUGAGUCAAAUCUGCAGAACGCACCAGAGACCAAACCUCUCUUUGCAAAAGAACAUGGAGGCCGUAAAACUGCGCACCAGCCCAAACCAUGUGACAGAAAGCAGAUCAAAACAAGAGCAAGCUUCAGUGAACCGGGGCUCACUGGAGGCUGAACGCGAGCCAGAAGAUGACUGCGAGUUCAGUGAGGAAGAGGAGGAAGGAGAGGAUGAAGGUCUCGAGGAAGACGAGUGCUGGAAUGAGGAGCUGCAGGAGGACACAGAGCUCCAGACUCCUGUGGACGAGCUGGACAACCUCAUUCAGGUAGAAGAGAUGUUUCCCUCAAAUGGCUUAGUGUCUAUUUUAAAGAAGAAAGUCUGCAUCAAGGAAGCAGAGAACGGCGAUUCAGAAAAAGACUCAACCAAACGCAAAGUCCGCUUCAGAGAGCCAGACAAUACCUUUGAACAAGAAGAGUCGGCGAGGGCGUCCUGCCUCAUCCUCCUCCUCAUGUGUGUUGUUACGGUGGUGGUCAGUCUGGGUGGGACGGCUCUCUAUUGUCUGCUUGGAGAAGCGUACUCGAAUGUGUGUGUCGACUUUUCUCAGAACAUGGAAUUUUACUUUGGACCUGUACGACGAACAGUGGCUGCUCUUACACAGUGGUUCUCUUCCGGUGCUUCAUAGCAGCUGUUUCACGAUAACUUAAGUGGAACUAUUACUUUAUAUAAUCAUUUUCCGAUGAUAACAGUAUUUCUGUUAAAAAAAUAUGCACUAAUGCACAUUACCAGACUGGCCUUAUUAAAUGUUUCUUUAGAGAGUCUUUAUAAAUCACACAGGGCUUCCUAAUGCAUUAAUACAUUUGUGUAAUGUGUUUAUAAUUGAUGCUAAAACCGGUGUUUUAACCUUCGGGUGUUGUUCAAUCAAAAGAAACAAAAUCAUGGUUUCCACUACAUUCAUUCUUCUAUGGUGGGGUGCCACACCAAAAUUCAUUCCCGCCAUGGCUACAUUCCAGCUUCUCAUUCAAAACCUUCAGUUGUUGCAAUUUUUUUUAUAUAGUAGCAGGUUUUAAUUGAAAACGUUAAAGCGUUAUUUAAUCCUCUAGGGUUACAUUCGACUGACUGACAGGGAUGCAUGAGGCCAGCAAAUACGACACAGCUUUCAGUUAUGAUGAAUAGAGUUUCCAUAAUUAUACUUUAUUUAAAGAUAAUGGUCUAUGGUUCUGCAUACAACACCUUUAUCUUGCUAGGUAUUAUGGCUGCUUCAUUUUACUUUAGGAUGCAUCAAUACCAUUCUGUUGGUCUAUUCAUUCAUUCGUUUUCUUUUCUGCUUAGUCCCUUUAUUAAUCUGGGGUCGCCACUGCAGAAUGAACCGCCAGUGUAUCCAGCAUAUGUUUUACGUAGCUGAUGCCCUUCCAGCUGCAACCCAUCACUGGGAAACAUCCAUACACAUUCACUGACACACACACAUACACACACACACACAGUACGGACAAUUUAGCUUACCCAAUUCACCUGUACCACAUGUCUUUGGACUGUGGGGGGAAACCAGAGCACUCUGACGAAACCCACGCCAGCAUGGGGAGAACAUGCACACAGAAAUGCCAACUGACCCAGCAGGGGCCUCAAACCAGUGACCUUCUUGCUGUGAGGUGAUUGUGCUACCCACUGCGCCACCGUGCUGCCAUUCUGUAGGUCUAUUGGAGACAUAAAUAUUCCUGGCAAGUCUAAUAAAUGUUGGAUACAUUUACAUAAAUGCACUAAAUCGUACUUCAGCUGCGUUUAUUUGAGAGAGCACAAGAAAACCUGUGCUUGAACAGCGUAUAUUUGAGGCCGUACAAGAAGUUUUGUGCACAAAGGCGUGCAAGCAAAGAGAUUCGCAUGGUCGUAUUACAUGAAUCCGAUCUCGACUUGUAAUACUGCGCUCACGACAUUUGUCAUUGAAAUAACACCACAGGUAGAUCUGUGUAAAAGGCCUGCCACCACAGCUGGAAAAAUCCUAGAGGAAACACUGAAAAUCUAAUGAAACACUCAAAAUGCCAAAAAUAGUUUUGAAUUAUAAAUAAUUACUUCAAUGGUUUGGUACAAAACUCAACACACACACACGCACACACACACACACACACACAUGCACACGCACACACACACACACACACACACACGCACACACACAACUACUAAAAUACUGGACAAUUUUUGAAAGGUUCAAUCUACAAUUCAGCCACAAUACAUAAACUAUACAGUAUACAGUAGUGAAAGGGUGAAACUCUCCCACUACACAGACACACACUUCCAUGUUUCAUGUGGAUUUUUUAUUAAAUGUAAUGAUAUACUGAUUUUUAUAAAUUACAUACUGAAUAAAAACGUGUUUGGUAUGAUUUAUUAGCUGUUUUUCCUCACAACCUAAAGCAUAUCAGUAUGUAAGUAGUGUGUUUUUCUAUACCAAAUUUAUUGUGUAUGGCCAUACACUUAAAGCAGCCACAGGGCAAGGGCGCCAGUGCUUCAACACACACCAGCUAUUGGUGGAGUGAAGAGACAGUGAUAGAGGCAAUUCAGUGGAUGGGGAUGAUUGGGAGGCCAUGAUGGGUAAGGGCCGAUGGAGGGAAUUUGGCCAGGACACCAGUGGUUACACCCUACUCUUUACGAGAAGUGCCAUGGGAUUUGUAAUGACCACAGAGAUUCAUGACCUCGGAUUAACGUCUUAUCCGAAAGACGGCACCCACUGACAGUAUAGUGUCCCCUUCGCUUUUACUUGGGCAUUAGGGCUUUUAAACACACAGACAGGACCACAAAUACACACACACACACGCACACACAGUUUUAGAAACAGUUUAAAUCACAUUUUUGUUUAUUUCAGUUAAAUUCUGACUUAAUUUUGGUGUUUAAAUUAGAUUAUGAGUAACAACAGCUUGCCUUGUCUUCUGAUGUGACUGAAAACACGAUGGAAAUAAUGAUAUUCAUAUCGUAAAUUAUCAGAAAUCUUUGAUGAUCUCUAAAGAAAUAUGCAUCUAAAUGCUAAACUUAAAGAAAAAACUCCUCAGUAACUACUGAAUACACAUAUCUGAAUACACACAGUACUUGCCCUAAAUACAUACACACAAAAUUUACAUUUGAUAUAGUAAUAAAGGUUUCAUUUUCCCAGUGAUGGGUAGCAGCUGGAAGGGUAUCCGCUGUGUAAAACAUAUGAAGGAUAAGUUGGCGGUUCAUUCCUCUGUGGUGACCCCAGAUUAAUAAAGGGACUAAGUCAAAAAGAAAAUGAAUGGAUGAAUAAUGGGUUCAUGAAUUUGUUGCAUGAAUUCCUUUAAAUAUAUCAAAUAUUAAAGUAAAAACAUGACUCAAAAUUGACUGAAAACUAAAUAUUCAUAGAAAUAUAAUUAUUAUUUACUCUUUGUUUAGUUUUGACCAUAAAGAACACAAGUUUGACUCCAUAAUGAGCAAUACCUGAGCAAUAAAUGUUAAGUAUAACAAUAACUGUCUGUAUCAAUGCAAAACUAUUUGUUUAUUGUAAACAUGGACUCAGUUUUGCCAUUUGCCUCUUUAAAUGUUCAAGCUUUUUAGAGCAGGGUGGAUUCUGUUUGAGUGUCAGUGUUUUAUUGUUUAUCAGAUUUUUGUUUUAAUCAUGUUGUAAGCUCUUACAUUUGAACCUUUAUCAUUUUAGCUAGUUAUAAUACUUGGUGUAAAUAGGCCGUUGCAGAUGAUCCUAAUAUACCACUGCCAUUCCUCGUAACAAUAACUGCACACAUUGAAAACUGCCUUUGAGGCCAGUUCAGGACACUACAUUCCUUGUUAAUGUUUAUAUGAUAUUUUUAACUUUGAAGAUACUUUGACUUGGCACUUUACAGUAUAUUGGUGCUGUAACCACUGAAAUUCAUAGAGUAUAAAAAUAAUAAGCAAAAUAUAGGUUAACAGCAUGUAGCAGUGUUAUCUUAAGUAGAUGGCUUAGUUAUGAUGGAUUUACUGUAUAAAGCACAUAAUGAAUAGCACGACCAGACUGAAGUGCAAUUAUGGCAAUCUUAUUUUGUUGUUGUUGUUGCAAUUUUUAUGGUCCACUGGAAUAAAUAUGAAAAUUGUAUAAUGUUGUGAAA